GUGCUGCGGCCCCACCAGCGCCGGUCCUGGCCCGCAUGGCAGACUACGGAAUCGAAGUUAGCCAUGUCUAUGGGCUCACAGAGGGCUACGGAACAGGUGUCAUGUGUGAGUGGAAGGAGGAGUGGAACUCCAAGACCAUGGAAGAGAAGGCUGGCUUUCUGGCGCGGCAGGGGGUGCGCUGCCUGGAGCUGGAGUAUCUGGAUGUGAUCGACCCGGAGACUCGGAAGCCUGUUCCCAGAGAUGGGCAGACGAUCCUUGCCGGUUACCGGAUCGGCGAGAUCGUCAUGAGUGGCAACACCAUCAUGAAAGGAUACUUCAAGAACCCGGAGGCCACCGCCAAGGAAUUCAAGGGAGGUGUCUUCAACACCGGCGACCUAGGCGUCGUCUAUCCUGACGGCUACAUCCAGCUGAAGGAUAGGUCCAAGGACCUCGAUUCUGCGGUUGUUGUGCAUGUUCGCAGGGGCUUGCUGAUGUUGCAGAUGGAGAGGUUGAAUAGAUGUUUGCAAAGUCCUUGUGGGGUUUUCCAAGCGUUUGCAAGCUUCCGGAGAAUGAUUGCAGGCACAAGUGCCGACUAUGAAGGAUUGCAGGGUUCGGGCAUGCAGACAGUGCUACAGGGGUGCCGGGGUGUACGAGCUUGUUGCGUCGCCCGGAUCCACACGCCGGGUGUACCCGACCUUCUCCGUCACAUGUCCCUGUUACGUAGGGCAGCAGUGGAAGCUGUUCUGAGGCAGUUGUUAUGGCCCGAGGCCCUCCUGUAA
Symbiodinium sp. CCMP2456 is the source of this 758-nucleotide messenger RNA. The record is from the annotation of a GenBank genome assembly. Lineage: Eukaryota; Dinophyceae; Suessiales; Symbiodiniaceae.